Molecule: messenger RNA, 1074 nt
Organism: Haliotis rubra (blacklip abalone)
Lineage: Eukaryota; Metazoa; Mollusca; Gastropoda; Lepetellida; Haliotidae
Product: galanin receptor type 2-like
Exons: 1
Coding region: 1-1074 (357 amino acids)
Biological process (GO): G protein-coupled receptor signaling pathway
Cellular component (GO): plasma membrane
Molecular function (GO): G protein-coupled receptor activity
Source: RefSeq, a predicted model, not a curated record
AUGGCCUUCUGUCUUUGGAUCAUCUUCCUCUUGUGCAUCGUACCCGUUGAACUAGCAGACAACAGUUCACCUCUGAUGCUUAAUGGCACAGCCAACUCCACACACAUGAACAAUACACGGAUCUGUCUGAUGGGAGAUAUCAAGGUAGAGAUAGGCGACGGUGACAAUAUAACAUGCGACAGGGAUCCCUUAAAUGGUACUGAUGGCCAUGGAGGCGGCGGGAAGACUGUCACCCAGUCGGACUACGUGGGUCUCAUCACAGUUCCCAUCUUCUUUAUACUGAGUGUAUGUGGGAACAGUCUCACAAUAGCAGUGAUGCUUGGGAAAAAGUUCCGAUCGAUGACUAGCAGCCUAAUUCUUAUUGCCAUGGCAUUAUCUGAUACCUGCUUCUCUUGCAUAAUUCCCUUCAACAGGUUGUUCUUCAGAGUUUGGGUUGGCUAUGACGUCAGAGCCUUGUCCCCCGAAGGGUGUUCCUUCUUUUUUAUCAUGCACAAAUCCAGCAAGAUGACCUCCUCCUGGUUCAUAGUCUUUGUCUGUUUUGAAAGGUUUGUUGCUGUCUCGUUCCCCCUGAAAACCAAAUUAAUCUGCACGAAACGAAAUGCACUGAUUGGCAUAGCGGGGGUGUAUAUUGGCCUUUUCCUUUACAACGGAUUCUGGACCUUCUCCACUAAAAUUGUAAACGGGACCUGUGUGCCCAACUACGCCACUCCAGAAACUGCCGUCAUGGCCAGAGUGUUCCUCAUCCUCGGAACGUUCAUCUACUCGCUGGUUCCAAGCGCCAUCUUGCUUGUCCUGACUCCGGCCAUCUGUUUCCAGUUAGCUAGACAUUCUCGACUGAGGAGGGAGAUGUCCAACAAGCAGGACACCAAUGAGGACGAGACCAACAAGACCAACGCCAUGCUGCUGGGAGUAACCUUCACUUUCUUCAUCCUCGUCACACCCAUUUCGAUCGCUCACAACAUCGCUUUUACGCUCAGUAUAAACUUCUUCGAGAGCAAAGAUUUCAAGAUGGUUGUAGUUCGGGAAACACUGCAGGUACGUUUUAAUUGGCAAUCAGAAAUUUCGACUUUUUAA